AUGAGGCCCCCAAUCACUCUGUGUAACUGUGUUCUGACCCCAAAGAGGAAUUCCUUGGGUUUAGCCGCAUUGGAGACUCUGAGCCGCAGCUACCAGAGUGGCCUGCGGGAGCUGGUGCACUCUGGCCGCUAUGACACUCGGGAUGACUUCACGGUGGUACUGCAGCCCUUCUUCCAAAACCUUAUACUUCCAGUUGGGCAGGAUGGGCGGCCAGAUAUCUGCUACUUUGCUGCAGACUGCCUUCUCCCAAGUCAGAGACUCCAUACUCAGCUUGCCAGAGCCCUGUGGAACAAUAUGAUGGCUCCACUGGGAAAUAAGAAAGACUUCUUGAACCUGGAAAUAGAAAUGCCCCUCUUCUGUCCAGAUCCGAAUAUGCCCUAUGUGAGAACCAUCAAGAACAGCAACUACACAUACCCUGGCAAUCCGGUUGAUAAGAAUUGGGGUAGUGAAUUCAACUGCAAGGAUUUGAAGCCUUCUAAGUCUGUUCCCACCUCAGUCCACAAGCUCCGGCCAGCAGACAUAAAUGUGGUGGCCACCAUGGGUGAUUGGAUAACUACAGCAUGGGGAGCCAGUCCAACCAACAUCUCUGCCUCCUUCACAUCGUGGAGGGGACUCUCUUGGAGCAUUGGAGGGGAUAGAGGCUUGCGGAAUCAGACCACGCUGCCCAACAUCCUGAAGCAGUUCAACGCUAGGCUCUAUGGCUCUUCCACCGGCACCUGGAAGGAUAUGGCAGGUCUGAAUGUCGCCAAGGAGAAUGCGAGGGCCCCGAACUUGGUGUAUCAGGCUGAGGAAUUGGUGAAGCUAAUGGAAAACAUAUCUGAAAUCAACUCCCAUGACAACUGGAAGCUGAUCACCAUCUUCAUUGGGAUCAAUGACUUGUGUGAUUACUGUAACACUCUGGAUGAAAAUGCAGCCACUGCAUACUUUGAGGGCAUCAAGACAGCCCUGGAUGUGCUCUCCUUAAAGCUUUCUAGGGUUUUUAUCAACUUGGUGCAGCUCAUGAAAAUGACUGACUUGUAUCUAAACUACAGUAAGCUGUGUAAGCCACCCACCUUGCCUGUGUUCAGCUGUCCUUGCCUCAGUAUUUUCUCAGACUCCUUCAAAUUGGGAAAACUGAUGAUAAUGAACAAAAACUUCCAGAGUGCCAUCCGUAAGUUGUCCUCCCUGAAAGAGUACCAAAACCGAGAGAACUUUACAGUUGUCAUGCAGCCAUUCUUGCAAAAUAUUACUAUCCCACAAAAUAAGGAAGGGAUGAAGAGUGAUAGCUUCUUUACCGAGGACUGCUUCCACUUCUCAGCACGCACUCAUGAUCAGAUGGCCAUAGCGCUCUGGAACAACAUGCUGGAAUCAGUAGACUCAAAGUCAACCAAUAGUGAUUUUGGCAGCAACAAAAACAAACUCAUCUGUCCCACUCCUGAGCACCCCUUCUUCUUCACUGCACGUAAGAGAAAGACAACUGUGACAGUAAAGAUAAAGGAUGCAAAGAAGAGGUCGUGGCGCUUCUGGCUCUUGAUUACAUUGCUAUUCCUCCUCUUCAUAAUAAUUGUCUGCUUUCUGGUAGAGAGAUAUUUUGAGAAGAAAGAAACUAACAUGUAUAUGAAGGCAAAGAAGCGGAAGAUGAAGCACGGUAAAGCAAAGCCAUUGGAGAAUACAGAGCCCAAAGAGGAGACCCCCUAGACCUGUCAUGUGCAGGACUCACUCUAAAUACCCAGCCAUAUUCAUUUGACCAGUCCUUGACCUCGGACACCUCUGGCCACCAAGACAGCAUUUGCGUCAACAUCUGGUAAUGUAGGAGUCAAGGAGACAGUCAUGGUGUCUUGGGGCACGGGCCUACCCUCCUAGAAUUGAUAAAUUGAAAUAAAGGUCAAGGAAAGUAUAUUCUAUGUUUAA
Molecule: messenger RNA, 1890 nt
Organism: Erinaceus europaeus (western European hedgehog)
Lineage: Eukaryota; Metazoa; Chordata; Mammalia; Eulipotyphla; Erinaceidae
Product: phospholipase B1, membrane-associated-like
Exons: 20
Coding region: 1-1677 (558 amino acids)
Biological process (GO): phospholipid metabolic process
Molecular function (GO): glycerophospholipase activity
Source: RefSeq, a predicted model, not a curated record